CCUGUGAGUAGGCGUGUGGGGAUAGUGUGUGUUGAUUGGCCUGGUUGCCUGUCAGUCUGGUUGGUAGUCUGUCUAUCUGUCUGUCAGUCCGCAUGUCUGUCCACUGCAUUCGCGUGUGCUGCUCAUGAGCAUUGUUUGUCCAUUUGAGUGUCUGUAGCUCGUUAUCAUUGCAUUGCGAUCGACUGCUCAUGUUUGUCCGUGCCGUGGACCAACGCGUGUGUGGCCCCCGGCGCAUCGUUACGCAUCAAUCAAUCUUCUUUGCUCAAAGGAGGCACUCGGGACGGUCACUCGCGACAGAUCCCGCCCUCAAGUAACGCACCCCGCCCCGUCGACCCUCUCUACACACCCGCCAGGCUGUCCGUCGUGAGCCUCAGGCAAACACUAAAGGCCAAGACGACAAGAAGACCCCCACAUCCGGAUGGUGGCACCUUCAACCGGUUUCCGGUUCCCUUUGACGAGCUGCGCGGCUGGAUGGUGCGGAAGGAUCCUAUCGCGCCCAACGACCCCGUGGAGCGCGAGAAGUGCAUCGUGUGCGGCAAGCUGCCGCCGGCUGGAAAGAAGCACUUCAUGGUUUGCGACCGCUGUGUGCGGGAGCUCAGUCCGCACUACUGCAGCGAGGCGUGUCUGCGGCAGCAUUUCAACAAGAAGAAGCACACGCGCGCCUUCUGCGAGAGGACUCGACAGAUCUACGACUCCAUCCCUUUGCGCGGCAACUCGGCGGCAUGCAAAUAUGUGCUGCAGUGGAUGGAUGAAGACACCUUCAUGAAGCACCAGCGGUGAAAGCAGAAGGCGAUUCUGGCGGAGAUCGACAGCCACGGGGAGCCGAUCAUUAGUAUUGGUCUGAGUAUUGACAGCUUCGCCACAGGCCGCACCUACUGCACCGUCUCUCUAUCGAGCCUGUCCAAGCCCGGACAUGAAAAUCGUGCCCCUGUGUCAGACACUGGAGCAAUCGUCUACCCUUACCUCGGGCAGGUGACCUACUCGUCAUUUGUUGUAGCCCCAGUGACUGACGGCGGCCUUCAGCCCAUCCACCUGCUGAGCGACGAGAUGCUCGAAAUGAUGGACAUCCGGAGUGUGGACGUGGUGCACAAGACCAUCUACGACCUGCUCAGCCGUCAGCCUCCUCUCUUCCCCGCCUAUCGCUGAUAGCCAC
Messenger RNA from Vitrella brassicaformis, 1153 nucleotides. The record is from the annotation of a GenBank genome assembly. Lineage: Eukaryota; Vitrellaceae.